Molecule: messenger RNA, 610 nt
Organism: Rosa rugosa (rugosa rose)
Lineage: Eukaryota; Viridiplantae; Streptophyta; Magnoliopsida; Rosales; Rosaceae
Product: protein TOPLESS-RELATED PROTEIN 2-like
Exons: 2
Biological process (GO): regulation of DNA-templated transcription
Molecular function (GO): protein binding
Source: RefSeq, a predicted model, not a curated record
UCCCCUGUACAUUGGCAGUGGUCUCCCAAAGAUGCACUUGCUGCUCCCAUCUCAUGUGCAAUAUAUUCAUGCGAUGGUUUGUUGGUUUAUGCUACUUUUUUUGACGGUGCUGUGGGAGUUUUUGUUGCUAAUAGCUUAAGAUUCAGAUGUCGAAUAGCGCCUUCUGCUUAUAUACCAUCAUUUUCUCUCAGCGGUGGCAACCCCUCCUAUCCUCUGGUUGUAGCAGCUCAUCCAUCUGAGCCUAACCAGAUUGCAGUUGGCAUGACUGAGGGGUCAGUGCAUGUGGUUGAACCAUCUGAUGCAGAGCUGAAGUGGGGUGGCACACCCUCUCAAGAUAAUGGUCCUUCCAAUUCAUCAAAUCAUUCUCUUAGUAGUCAAGCAUCAGAACUUCCUUCCAGGUGAUAAUUAAGUUAUUAUCAAGACCAGUAGACCAGACAGACAUCAUGCUGCAGUUUCUACACCCAGUUGCUUAAAUAGUAGGGAUGCAUUGUUGUAAGCAUCAUUGAAGAAUAUGUCAAUUUGACAUUUGCUUAAUUUCUCUUUGUUUUCCUUUCCUUCCUUUUGCAACCGAUGUCAUUUCACGGCUACGACCCUGGGGAUCGUAACAGAU